GAGAACGAACUUUUGAAAGAGUGCUAUCUCAAAAAACUUCUGUAGAAACUACGCCUCAAGAUAUGUAUAUGGACCUGCCGGAUCUGGAAAAUUUUGAUGAUAGGAAAUUUCCACCAAAAGUAACG
Messenger RNA from Racocetra persica, 125 nucleotides. The record is from the annotation of a GenBank genome assembly. Lineage: Eukaryota; Fungi; Glomeromycota; Glomeromycetes; Diversisporales; Gigasporaceae.